Leptosomus discolor (cuckoo roller) is the source of this 624-nucleotide messenger RNA. RefSeq names its product heat shock protein family B (small) member 3 (gene HSPB3). The record is from RefSeq and is a predicted model, not a curated record. Gene Ontology annotation, cellular component: cytoplasm; nuclear speck. NCBI's taxonomy places the organism in Eukaryota, Metazoa, Chordata, Aves, Leptosomiformes, Leptosomidae.
CUUACCUUUCUGCCUCAGCAAUGGCAGAAGCUGUUAUAAGACACUGGGUGGAAACUCCCGUACGCUAUCAAGAGCAGUUUGCUGUCCAAGAGCUGGAAGCACGCAAACUGGACCACUCUUUAUAUGCUUUGCCGGGGCCUUCUACAGCUGCACUGAGAAACAGAAGGCGUAUCACAGAAAGUACAGCUGGGACGGGGAAGAGCGACCAGGAGGAGGAAAACACAAGCUUUCAGGUCUUGCUGGACGUUGUGCAGUUCCGCCCUGAAGAUAUCAUUAUUCAGACUUUCGAAGGCUGGCUCCUGAUCAAAGCUCAGCACGGACCCAGGAUGGACGAACACGGUUUCGUGUCCAGAAGCUUUACCAGACAGUACAAAUUACCCAAUGGAGUGGAGAACAAAGACUUGUCUGCACUUUUCUGCCACGAUGGCAUUUUGGUUGUUGAAAUGAAGAACUCACUGGGAAAGAAUUAGACCCUUGUCCAUAGUUUAUUGGUGAGAUAAAAUUAUUCUUAAUAUAACAAAAUAAUAUAAUUCAAGCAAUGCUGUAGAGUGUAGUAAGCAUGAGGCUGUAUUUAUAUCACAGUAAAGGAAAAUCUUUGUAUAUAUUUUUCAGAAUGCCAAGUUU